Messenger RNA from Drosophila hydei, 4131 nucleotides. It is a transcript of the gene Pi3K92E, whose product is annotated as phosphatidylinositol 4,5-bisphosphate 3-kinase catalytic subunit delta isoform. The record is from RefSeq and is a predicted model, not a curated record. Gene Ontology annotation, molecular function: 1-phosphatidylinositol-4-phosphate 3-kinase activity; 1-phosphatidylinositol-3-kinase activity. The coding region runs from base 547 to 3783 and encodes 1078 amino acids. The transcript has 8 exons. Gene Ontology annotation, cellular component: cytoplasm; plasma membrane; phosphatidylinositol 3-kinase complex. Lineage: Eukaryota; Metazoa; Arthropoda; Insecta; Diptera; Drosophilidae. Gene Ontology annotation, biological process: phosphatidylinositol 3-kinase/protein kinase B signal transduction; phosphatidylinositol-3-phosphate biosynthetic process; cell migration.
AAAAAUAGUCCUAUACAGCACUGAACUUCUUUCAACAAGUAAACAAGGAGAGAAGAGAUCAUCAAAAUAAAAAAGAAUUAAAACUUUGAAAAAUGAUUUAUUAUUAACGGUUUGAUUGCAUUAUUAGUGCUGAAGUGUAAUACUUGUUAGUCCGCGCGCGGCCAUUGUCAGGCGGGUCACAACAAGCAGGCUUGCGCAGCGCACACCCAAAAAAUAUAUAUGUACAUGCAUAUAUGCGUGUGUAUAUAUAUGUGUGUGUGUAAAGACAGACUCGAGAAGGCCAACGUUUAAAUGGAAAAACUCGUAUGUAACAAAAACAAUAUGCACUUAAAGUGUGCAACAAUUACAAGAUUUAAAGGAAAAGCUGUUGAUAAUAAGUCACAACAAAUAAAUCGAAACUGUAUGCGAAACGAGUAAAAGACAAGCGAACGAUCAAGAGUGUGACAAAGAGUCAGAUAGAGUAAUUCACUCUAAUAUAUAUAUAUCUAUAGGCAUAUAUUUAAAUUACAGUUAAUAAAUAUAUACAUAAAUUGAAAAAAAACAGCCAUGGGCGAUACAUUGUAUUCAAACGAGACGUACAUGUUCAGCAGAUUCUCGAUUGAUCUCUGGAAGUACGAUCCGCCAGACACUGUCCGUCUAACAUGCCUAUUACCCAACGGUCUGAUGAUAUAUUUGUUCGUCAAGUCCACGGCAACUAUACGCGAGGUUAAAGCGGAAAUAGUGGCAGAGGCUAAAUUUCAGCCAUUGAGCUAUAUGAUUAAGGAUGCCUGCGAUUAUCAGGUAUUUGGCAUCUCGCACUACACUAUCGAGCCGUAUACGGACGAGACAAAGCGUCUGUUCGAGGUGCAGCCCUACUUUGGCUUGCUUAGUUUAGGGGAACGCGUCGAUACGACCACCUUUUCCAGCGACUAUGAGCUGACCAAAAUGGUUACCGACAUAAUUGGCACAUCGUUCGAUCAUCAAAACAAUCAGACUACACCAGAAGUAGAUUAUUUUCGCACAAAGAUGUCACUUGUGUGCGAUGAAAUUAAAGAGGAGCGCUCAAGAUAUUCAUGGCAGCAACGAUUACUCUACGAGCAUCCACUGCGGUUGGCCAACUCGACAGCCAUGCCAGAGCUAAUUCGGCAACGUCAUCCAAGCUCGGCAUUUCUGAUUGCCGUCAAGAACGAGAACGAUCAGAGCACAUUCACGUUGUCUGUGCUAGAGCAUGAUACGCCGCUCACAUUGAUCGACAGCACGCUCCAAAAGAUGAACCGCUCACAAAUGAAGAUGAACGAUCGCGCCGCCGACUACAUACUCAAGGUGAGCGGUCGUGAUGAGUAUCUGUUUGGUGAUCAUCCGCUGAUACAGUUCCUGUAUAUACAAGACAUGCUCUCUGAUGCAGCCGUGCCAAAUGUGGUUCUUCAAUCGGUACUGCGACUCGAGUCCUACAUCAACCACUACAGCGAGCAAAGUCUGGGGCAAAAAAAGCCACCAAAACCAAAUCCUCAAAUCGCACAACUCCCAUUAGAGCCCAUGACCGUGAUAUGGGAUUUGGAGAAUGUGAACUUCACGUUAACACUGCACGGCGUUACCAAUGUCAACUUCGAUCGUGCUCGGGCCUUUAAAGUAGGCGUCCAUGUUGGUCUCUAUCAUGGAAAACGCAAACUGUGCUCCCAGCUUACCGUCGAUGCACCCAGCUGCGGCAAUUCGCAGGACUUUCAAUUUGAUAAUAACGUAAUGACAUUUGAUAUACAAAUGCGAAACCUGCCGCGAAUGACGCGUCUGUGUAUUGUGGUCUUCGAGGUGACCAAAAUGUCGCGCUCGAAGAAAUCUUCUAAUAACAGCAGCACGCUUAAGGAUGAGUUUUACAAUAACAAUCCAUUAGCCUGGGUCAAUACAACGCUCUUUGACUACAAAGAUCAAUUGCGCAAGGGACGUCAAACGCUAUACACAUGGACCUAUGCCGACGAUAUCCAGUCGGAUGAUGUGUUUUACUCGCUGGGCACUGUCGAGUCAAAUCCACGGAUUGACGGUUGCGCCAUGGUGCAUUUAACAUUCCACCAAGGCGCCAAUGAGAACUGCAACGUCGAUGUUUGCUAUCCCAGCGAGGAUGAAGUUCUACAAUAUGCAGCAGAACGUGCGUAUUCCAAUCGUGAUAAACAACCAGUAAUGACAGAGGGAGACAAAGCUCUGCUUGGCAACCUACUGGCCAAUUAUUCGGGUAAAGACAAGAUCUACGAAAUGGUGGACCAAGAUCGCAAUACCAUAUGGGAGCACAAAAACGAUAUAUUAGACGAAUUUCCAGAGAAUCUGUCUGUGCUGUUGCAAUGCGUCUACUGGAAAGAUCGCGAUGAUGUGUCUGAUAUUUGGAGCUUGCUCAAGAUGUGGCCGUUGAUAUCCAUUGAACGCUCGCUGGAACUGCUAGACUAUGCCUAUCCUGAUCCUGCCGUGCGCGGAUUUGCCAUCAAGUGUCUGCAUAAACUCAAAGACGAAGAACUUCUGUUGUACUUAUUACAGCUGGUGCAGGCAAUUAAGCAUGAGUCAUAUUUAGCAAAUGAUUUGGUAAUAUUUUUGCUAGAACGAGCUCUGCGUAAUCAACGCAUUGGACAUUAUUUUUUCUGGCAUUUGCGGUCCGAAAUGCAAACGCCCUGCAUGCAGACGCGGUUUGGUCUGCUUCUGGAAGCUUACCUUAAAGGUUGCAAACAGCAUGUCAAGCCACUGCGCAAGCAACUCGAGGUGUUGGAAAAGCUAAAGCAGGGAUCCGUGAUAGCCAAGAAAGGUAGCAAGGAGAAAGUACGCAACGUGUUGCAGAAUUUUCUCCGCAACGAGCACAAUAACGGCGUCUUCCAAAAUAUACAAAACCCUUUAAACCCAAGCUUCAGAUGUAGUCGCGUCACACCCGACAAGUGUAAAGUGAUGGACAGCAAGAUGCGACCGCUCUGGGUAGUAUUUGAAAACGUGGAUCAGACGGCCAAUGAUGUGUACAUCAUAUUUAAAAACGGCGACGAUCUGCGCCAGGACAUGCUCACGCUGCAAAUGUUACGCGUCAUGGAUCAGUUAUGGAAACGCGAAGGAUUGGAUUUGCGUAUGAACAUCUACAACUGCAUUAGCAUGGAACAAAGGUUGGGUAUGAUUGAGGUGGUUCGUCAUUCAGAGACAAUUGCUAAUAUACAAAAGGAAAAGGGCAUGUUUUCGGCAACAUCACCAUUUAAAAAAGGCUCGCUCUACAGUUGGCUCAAAGAGCACAACAAAGCGCCUGAGAAACUUAACAAAGCCAUCAACGAGUUUACGCUUAGCUGUGCUGGCUACUGCGUUGCCACCUACGUGCUGGGUGUCGCCGAUCGUCAUUCUGACAAUAUUAUGGUCAAGCGUAAUGGACAGCUCUUCCAUAUUGACUUUGGUCACAUUUUGGGCCACUUUAAAGAGAAGUUCGGAGUGCGACGCGAACGUGUGCCCUUUGUGCUUACCCACGACUUUGUCUACGUCAUCAACAAAGGUUGUAUUGACCGCGAGGCAAAGGAGUUUUGCUACUUCCAGGAUUUGUGUGAACGCGCAUUUUUAAUAUUACGCAAACAUGGUUGCCUUAUUUUAUCGCUGUUCUCAAUGAUGAUUUCAACGGGACUGCCGGAACUUUCCUCAGAGAAGGACUUAAACUAUUUACGUGAGACUUUGGUGCUGGAUUACACUGAGGAAAAUGCACGAAAACAUUUUCAAGCGAAAUUCAGUGAUGCUUUGGCCAAUUCAUGGAAAACGUCACUCAAUUGGGCCUCGCAUAAUUUCUCUAAAAACAACAAACAGUGAACUACACCUUUAAUUUGUUGCACACAGGCAUAGACACUCCCUCAGAAUCCCCAGCUCCUCUUACUUAUCGGUCUACACUUCUGUUUACGUUUUCGGAUGAGGCGUAGUACAAUUUUUUUAUAUAAUACAUACAACCACAAAAAAGUUCAAAACUAUGUGUUCACUAUAUAAGGCCAAGAUACACAUAUACACCCACACACAGCUUAGAAAUAGUUAUUAACAGACCAUACGCUUCUGUCGCACCAUAAGUGCUUUAAUAUUAUUUCUUUCUUUUCUGUAAUGUUGUCUUGUCGACCUUUAGAAUUUGUUCAAGGGUUUUUCGUUCUCCUGAUUGACACAAGAUUCUAC